Molecule: messenger RNA, 1987 nt
Organism: Daphnia pulicaria
Lineage: Eukaryota; Metazoa; Arthropoda; Branchiopoda; Diplostraca; Daphniidae
Product: serine/threonine-protein kinase PLK1-like
Exons: 12
Coding region: 237-1286 (349 amino acids)
Biological process (GO): mitotic cell cycle; regulation of cytokinesis; protein phosphorylation
Cellular component (GO): nucleus; cytoplasm; centrosome
Molecular function (GO): protein serine/threonine kinase activity; protein binding; ATP binding
Source: RefSeq, a predicted model, not a curated record
CGGCUUCCUGAAAUAGAGGUAGAGUAGGCUAUGGCCGUUAUGACGGGAUUGCGGCUAUGCUAUUGUCUGUGGAAUUGUGGAAAUCUUUCUUCUUUCUUCACCACGUUUCGUGACCACACAUUCGCCUCCACGUUCGCUGGCCGUUGGUCCGAAAGUGAUUCAAAAGACGAUCAUUUUUUUCCCCCUUUCAAUUUUAUUUCAUUUGAUCGGUGUCGAUUUUAAUUACGAAUUUCAAAAUGAAUUCCAAUAAGCCAGUACCUGAACCUGAAAUCAUCCCUGAUUUUUUUCAUGAUCCUAAGAGUAAAAAACGUUACGAGAGAGGCCGAUUACUUGGAAAGAGUGGGUUUGCCAAAUGCUUCGAGCUCAUAGACAGCGCUACCAAAAAAAUCUAUGCUGGCAAAAUAGUUAACAAGAAGCAGCAGCUUCCGCCAAAGCAUAAAUUGAUGGAUAUGACAUCCCACGAAAUACUUAUUCACCUCCCUCUGGACCACAAACAUGUGGUUGAAUGUCACAAUUAUUUUGAAGACGGUAAUUAUUACGCCAUUGUUUUGGAGCUUUGCAAAGGAGGGACUCUCGGUGAGUUGAUAAAAACAAGACAGUACAUCACAGAAGAUGAAGCUCACUACUUCAUGAACCAACUUCUUCGUGAACUGGUACUGAAGAUAGGAGACUUUGGCCUUGCAACAGAGAUAGAUAUUGAUGGCAAAAGGAAAAAUAAAGUCUGUGGCACUCCCAACUACAUGGCACCCGAAAUUUUGUGGGGAGAAGAACACGGUUAUGAAGUGGAUAUUUGGUCUAUGGGCUGCAUUUUAUACACUCUAUUGGUUGGGCAUCCUCCCUUUGAAACACAGUCAGUCAAAAAUACCUAUAGCAAAAUCAAAACGAAUGAGUUUUAUGUUCCGUCUCGUAUUGGUCCUCUGGCUGGUGCUCUUAUCAUCAAAAUGCUUCAAGCAGUUCCUAGCAGCCGACCCAACGUGCAUCAAUGUUUGACCGUUCCAUCAGGCCCAUCGCCUCAGCAACUGCUCCGUGACUUGGACCAACAACUUUUCGAACUUUACACCUCGAAACCACACAAGAAAGUUCCAAUCCUCAUGGAUGAGGCCGAAGAUCUCGCUGCCAUUCCGAUGGUGUGGGUUUCCAAAUGGGUCAACUAUUCUGACAAGUACGGCUUUUUUGGUUAUCAGUUGAGUGACGACACGAUCGGUGUCAUUUUCAACGAUCUCACCAAGCUGUUAUUGCACGUCGAUGGAAAAGCCAUUCAGUACGUCGAACGAGAUGGUAUUUAAAAGUACCACACACUGGACUGCUACCCUCCUAAGUUGGAGAAAAAGAUGAAGCUGUUGGCUUACUUUCGGUCGUACAUGCAAGAGAAUUUGAUCAAAGCUGGUGGCUCCGUCCUUCCGAGAGAAGGUGACGAACUUAUCCGCCUACCAUUCCUUCGGCAGUGGUUCCGUACCUCGCGGGCCGUCGUAAUGCAUCUGACCAACGGCACGUUACAGGUCAAUUAUUUCCGAGAUCACGUCAAAAUUAUUCUGUGUCCUUUGAUGGGAGCCGUCUCAGUUAUUGAUGAAGACAAAAAUUUCCGAACAUUCCGGCUCACAUCUCUAGCCCAAUACGGUUGUUCAAAUGAUUUACUACAGCGGUUGGAGUAUGUGCGCGAACAAAUUUCGUUUCUUUUAGCGCCCAAGUCGCAGACUCAUGGAGUCCGCGCCAAGUGAUUUUUUCUUUUUACAUACAUAUUUCUUUUUAAUGUGAAUAUUCGUCCAAAUGCCCUCCCAGCUCUUAAUGUUUUAUUCUUCAUAUUUUUAUAAUUUUUUUUAAAAUGUGAAACUGCCUCGAGUUUUUUUUUUAAGUGAAAUUGAACAUCUAUCACUAGUCUUACACUUCAAAUACUUUCUCUUUAACGGUUUUUCGUGAUCUAAAUGGUAGAUAACCCCAAUUAUUCUGUUACCAAAAUUAAAAUAAUACACGUAAUUUUUUAAUUAUC